Molecule: messenger RNA, 612 nt
Organism: Strongyloides ratti
Lineage: Eukaryota; Metazoa; Nematoda; Chromadorea; Rhabditida; Strongyloididae
Exons: 4
Coding region: 1-612 (203 amino acids)
Source: RefSeq, a predicted model, not a curated record
AUGAAGUUAAACAAAAUAAAUCUAAUUGCUGUAAUUUUUGUUAUUUGUUUGGUUGGAACACAUUUUCUAAAUUCAGCUGGACUAAGAAACAAAAAAAAGAAUAAAAGUGAAACUAAAAAUAUCCAAGAAAAAUUGGAACCUGAUACAAAUGGAUUUAUGGAAUCAUCUAUUACUUCUGGUGGUAGUAGCACAUUAUUACAAAGAAAUAGAGAUGAAAAAAAAGAAGAAAGAAGAAAAUUAGCAAUGAAUAAAGAUGAUGACGUCAGUGAGGAAGACGAAGAAGAAGAAGAAGAUGAAAAGAAUAAAGAAAUUACAACAACAGUUAAUCCAAAUAAUGAAGUUCAAAAAGCAAUUAACAAAAAUAGUAAAACUUCUCCUAUAACACAUAAAUUACAUAGAGAAAAAGAAUUAGAAGAAAGUAAUGAAGAAUUCGCUAGAAAAGUUCAUUUAAAUGGUGGGAGAAAAAAUAAAAGAUCUGAUGAAAUUCAUUCUCUUGGUAGGGCAAAAGAAUUAGAUGAAAAUAAUGAAAUAGUUAAUGCUAAGCCAAAAAAUGAAAAUAAAAAUAAACGGUCAAUUAAUAUUGAAUACUUAAAAAAUGAAAAGAGAUUUUAA